UGUGGAAGCUUUAUCUUGAACCGCAUUGCCCUCUAGCGCUGCGCCGGGGCCGCCCCGUGAUGUCAGCAGCGCAGCCCGCGAGCGCAGGCAGCUGCUCCCGCAGAGCCCCGAACUGCUGACAAACCCCUCGGAGACGCACGUCAGAACAGCUAACGGGGGCAUCCUUCCAACCGAACCACAAAUGCACGAGGGAAGACAGUAAACCUGUCUUUUAUUUCAGGGACCGUCAUGAUCAAAACAGCUACUUUCAACAUCCGGCCAAGACCUCUGCCUGCUAAUUUCUGUUUAAACGAGUUGAUGUGAGAAAUUAAGCGAGUUUGAACAGGCUGUUGUUUCCGACAGGCUUUGGAGGACUUCACGCUGUGCAAGUUUUACGUGCUGAAAGCUAACAGCUUGCUGGAGAGAUGAGUUCUCAAUCCAAACCUGGCGGGGGCUUUGCAGCAACUUCUUGGGUGGAGAGAGAACUUUCUGCUGAACUCAACCAUCUGCGUGUUGUGCACAGGAUCCAAUCAUAACCUGCUAUGGAGAAUUACUUUUAAGAUGAGUGCCUACCUUGCUGAGAAAUCCAAUUCAUCAAUACUUGGAUAUUUGAAAGUGUCUGCAUUAAAUAGCAGCAAUCUUUCUGCAAACAGCUCCAAUGAGACAACAAGCAACCUGGAUUUGCCUACCUUGGAUAUCAGUAGGGCGAUAACUGUGGGGCUCAUCCUAGGUGCCUUUAUACUCUUUGCUAUUAUUGGUAAUAUUUUGGUAAUUCUCUCUGUUGCUUGCAAUAGACAUUUAAGAAUCCCUACAAACUAUUUCAUAAUUAACCUUGCAAUAGCAGAUUUGUUGCUGAGUUUUACUGUCCUUCCAUUCUCUGCUACACUGGAAAUCCUCGGCUACUGGGUUUUGGGGAGGAUAUUUUGUGAUAUCUGGGCAGCAGUUGAUGUGCUCUGCUGUACAGCUUCUAUUUUAAGUCUAUGUGCAAUCUCCAUAGAUAGAUAUAUAGGAGUACGUUAUUCUCUUCAGUAUCCAACUUUGGUAACAAGAAGAAGAGCAAUUCUAGCUCUCCUAGGUGUCUGGGUCCUUUCCAUGGUAAUUUCUAUUGGACCUCUUUUGGGCUGGAAAGAACCAGCACCCAAGGAUGAGAAAGUGUGCCGUAUCACUGAAGAACCAUUCUACGCUUUGUUUUCUUCCUUGGGGUCAUUUUACAUUCCUUUAAUCGUCAUCCUCGUCAUGUACUGUCGGGUCUACAUAGUGGCCAAAAGGACUACAAAAAAUCUGGAAGCCGGGGUUAUGAAAGAAAUGUCCAACUCCAAGGAGCUGACGCUACGGAUCCACUACAGGAACAUUCAUGAGGACACCUUAAGCAGCAACAAAUCCAAGGGUCACAAUCCCAGAAAUUUCUUAGCUCUCAAACUUUUAAAAUUCUCUAGAGAAAAGAAGGCAGCCAAGACGCUGGGAAUUGUGGUUGGCAUGUUUAUCUUGUGCUGGCUACCUUUCUUCAUUGUUCUGCCUCUAGGAUCCCUGUUCUCAGCUCUGAAACCCCCUGAAAUAGUCUUCAAGGUGAUUUUUUGGCUUGGCUACUUUAACAGCUGCUUGAAUCCAAUCAUCUACCCUUGCUCAAGCAAAGAGUUCAAGAGAGCUUUCAUACAGAUUCUAAAAUGCCAGUGCCACCGUCGAAAGCAGUUGGGGUGGUGGGCCUACAGCUACAGGAACUGGAAUCGGUGCUCCUUUGAACACCCUCGGAAGGACUCUCUGGAAGACAGUGGGAGUUUCUUAAGUGGCAGUCAGAGGACAUUAUCUUCAGCAUCUCCCAGCCCUGGCUACCUGAGCAAAAUCACUCACCCGCAUAUGGAAAUGUGUACAUUCCAGGAAUGGAAAAAUCCCAGCUCUUUCCUGAGCCCCUUACAAGAAGGCAGCAGUCAAAAGGACCCAUGCCAAUUCUUCACCUUCAAUCUCCUAACAGAGCGCAAUGGACACAUUGCUGCUAGCAGCCAAGCCUCCAGCAAAGGGGACCAUGAGGACAUAUGUGACACAGUGAAUGGUAGAACUGACUGUAGUACAAGCAUCAUGCUGGAAUGAAUGGAUUCUAAUCAGUCUGCACAGAUUCUGCUCUCUUCAUACACUAACCUCUGAUAUUUAUCCCAGGGGAAGACAUGGACCACUGCACAGUUCUCAGUAUGGCACUAGAAGGAAGUCAGCGAGGAACAGGCAGAUUACCAUCACAAGAAUGGCAAAAUCUAGAGGCUAGCCAUGUUCCUAAUAAGUUGCUAAAGAUGCUACUGAAACAAAUACAGAAUGCAGAGAAGUAGCUGGAUAAACCCAGGGAAGUACACAGCCAAUUAUUCAGCUAUCAUGGUAGUGCUGUAGAACAGCCAAACACACAUGUAUAUAGAAAGAAUGUAUAAAUAUGGGGGAGGGCAAGGGAAACGUGUAUGAAAGUUUGUGUGCACACGUGUGCUAGCCGCAUGUUUGGAUACCUGAGAGUGGAAGUGAGCAAUGCAGUUGUACAGCGUUGUUUGUACCUCUCCAGAGCACUAGCUGCUGCUGAUUUUGCCUGCAAAAUUCUGAUUGUUGCUGUACUUCACUGUACAUUAGCACUUUAGAAAUGGAAAACAAUGUCAAAGAUUAAAAUAAUUUCGCAACAAUUUAAGCACUUGCACCUAUUACUAUGGAGCAGGAAUCCAACCAAGUUCCCUCCUCACAGCAUCCAUUUUAAAAUAAAACACGGCGGUUAAGUUUAGAGUUAUAACUCCUAGGAUGUUCUUGACACUCUGCAGUUGCUUACUUGCCAUGAUUCCCUUAUUAUCAACAGUUGUGAAUUCCUCUAGACUUUACCAUGUUCUAUUUCAAAAGUUUGAAAAUAGCAGCAAUGAUGAGAGCUCACAGUCCACGUUUCAGCACAUCAGUAAAACGUCCUGAAAAAUACACAGGCUACCAGAAGAUCUUAUUUAUAAAAACAACACUCAUAAAUUCCUCCAAAUCCCUCAUAAACAGCGCUGAGAACAGAGCAGAAAAGAGCACUGACCGCUGGAGGACCAAAAGCCAGCUUAAAGACAAAAAUGCUGAGCCCUUGGUUGUUUCUGCAUGCUUUGAAAAUAGUACUGCUCUUAUGGAGUUGUUUUUUUACUUUGCCAGUUAGAUAAAAAGAGAAAGUAUUAAAACAAUGCAGUAGUGAUAGAAUUUCACUGCCAUCGAUAGUUUUAAGCUCAGUAACAAAGCAUAUAGUCAAUGAAUAUAAAGAUGUGAUAAUUAUGAAAUAAACAAGAGAGUUUGGCAGAGCAGGUUAUAAUAACAAAAAGAAAAUAGAUAGAAAGCAUCCUGGGCUUGCUGCAAAACUCCAGAGGAGGGAUCUCCAGAAGAGAUCCUUCCCCAUUGGUGGUCGGCUCUUAAGUGAGUCGAGGAGAGGUGCAGUCAGGCUCCAGCCCUUCCAGCAGCACAGGAGAAUUGCCUUCACCUGUGCUCCCAUCUCCGACUUAGUGCUCAGUCAGAGGUUCAAGCCUUUAUUCAGCAGUUCCCACACAAAGUAUGUAACUUAAUUCUGGAGAAUAUCUUCAAGGACAUUUUAGCUCAUGUUUGGAAAUCUCAUCUCUUGCAACUAAGGGUGAAUCAUUAAAUUAAUGACUGAUUUUUCUUUUAUUUGAAGUGGUAUAAAGUGUGAAAACAGGAAUUCACUCCUUCCUCCUUCCUUUUUCUUCUUAAGAAUUUUAGCAAUUCUUUUGUAUAGCUUGAAACAGAGAACAAGCCACAAAGAGACGUACUAAAAACACUUAGGGACAAUUUAAAACAUUAGGUCCCAAUGGAGAACCAUUUCCUUUUGUUUCCUUAAAUACGUAUUCUCAGAUUAAGACAAUAGCAAUGGAUGCAUCUUGUGGUCAGAUGAAACAUCUCCCAGUUCAGUGUCAGCAAAGAUAGGAAAGUCACAUUCCAAGAUCUUCCCGUGGUCAGAUGGGAUUGUGAGAACUACGUAAGUACACUGCGAGUCCACUCUGGUCCCACUGCAGGGAAGGCAAAUCUAUUUGAAGAGUUCCAUUUUGAUUGUGAGGAAGGCUGUAAUUUUCUCUUAGGAGGACAAUGCUUCUAAAAUGUAUAAGCGUUAUAAAACGGAUUUACAGACUUACUACUCAUAUUGCCAUAAAUAGUAUUUUACCUACUUGUGAUAUACUAAUAUCAAUUUACCAUUUUUGAGCCUACAAAUGGCAGACAACUACAUUUUCAAACUUUCGCUAUAGUUUUUCGGAGGAAAUCCACAGAAACUUGUGAAACACUUCUGGAUUUUGUAAAGUUUAGCUGGAAAUGAAUUUCUUUAACCAAUGAACAGCACAAGUCAGCCAGAUUUUGAGUCACAUGUGACUUACGCAGAGUAAAUUGAAGCAACUUUAUCCACGUUUUACAGUUUCUAUGUGAUGCUGGUGGGUUUCAGAAAAAAAUAGCACUUCACUACACUAAAGCCUUUAACUACGUAGCUCUCAGAGACUAACAAUUCUUUUUAUUAGAUUCUAAUUCUAGCAAGACUGAGAUCUCUGAUCACUAUUUAAGGGCCUCAACACAAUUCUAUAAUUAUCUAUGACAUCAGAUAGCCUUUUAUCCCAUACUGGGGUCACCUACCAGUAUUUGUAAUCUCCAUACAUUUUUUAUAUAUGAUGUUAUACAUAUGAUCUGUUUACAAGGUAAACUGCUUUCUUUAAAUUCUCCAAAAAAGAAAAAGAAGAUUUUAGUACUGAAAAAACAGUUUUCUCUAAACAAUGUAACAGAUCAGAAAGAAAAGAUUUCCAAUAACAUCAUAUCAGCCUGUGCCCUGUUGAGGCCAAAACCCUCAGAGUGUCAGAAGUCCCAAGACAAGUGUUCAAUAAAGCCUUAGAGAGAGCAGGUAUGAAGGUGUUGCACAGACAGACACCCAUAUUUUUACCCCAAAAGAUCUGUGCUAUGAAGGCUACUAGGCUCUGCUGCUACAGCAGAAUGGACUCAUCCAUCCCUGCUAGAGCCAGAGCACUGCUGAUCUUCACAUCACACAUCUUUUUAGCAGGAGAGGCACAUCUGAACUGCAUGCAAAACACACACGGCUCAAGAUUCAUGGAUUCUCUACCCUGCAGUGCUUCAUUUCCUCAAGCUUAAGUCUGGCAAGCAUGUAAAGUGCCAUAACCUUCUUGGGACAUGACUGUGUUAUGCUGCCUUGGCAAGAAAACAGGAAAGAAAAAGAAGCUCUGCUUUGGUCAUCUCUGAUACAAGGAAAAAAGGCUUAUUUAUGCUGAAUGAAUGUUGAAGUUGGAAAACUAGGAGUUGGAAACAACAAUAGGCAAUCAAAACUGAUUUAUUUUGUCCUUUUUAAGACAGACAGCACCAUCAGACCCAUUUUUUCCUUAGCAUGGUCAUUAGGCUACACCCUAGAGGAUCAUCUGAUGUCUCCCUAGCAUCAGACAGAAGAAGCAAUAAACUGCACACUUCAGCACAACAAAGCGGGAUAACAGAAAGAAGUGAGAAUUAGUUUGGGCAGCACCUGGUAUGUACUUCAGAUAUCAUUUUAACAAAUUAUGCCUCAUUCUUCUUAACUUCCCAAUUACAUUUUAAAAUUAGAAAGCCCACAUGGCAUAACAGAAAUAAGUGCAUGAUGGAUUCCUUAUGUUGCUUUAAAGUAUGUUUAAAUUAUGGGAUAUUUUCUUUCUUUGG
Molecule: messenger RNA, 5649 nt
Organism: Lagopus muta (rock ptarmigan)
Lineage: Eukaryota; Metazoa; Chordata; Aves; Galliformes; Phasianidae
Gene: ADRA1B
Product: adrenoceptor alpha 1B
Exons: 2
Coding region: 541-2064 (507 amino acids)
Biological process (GO): positive regulation of cytosolic calcium ion concentration; regulation of vasoconstriction; adenylate cyclase-activating adrenergic receptor signaling pathway
Cellular component (GO): membrane
Molecular function (GO): alpha1-adrenergic receptor activity
Source: RefSeq, a predicted model, not a curated record